This is a messenger RNA of Cotesia glomerata, 1424 nucleotides long. RefSeq names its product protein spindle-F (gene spn-F). The record is from RefSeq and is a predicted model, not a curated record. The coding region runs from base 342 to 1361 and encodes 339 amino acids. The transcript is spliced from 4 exons. Lineage: Eukaryota; Metazoa; Arthropoda; Insecta; Hymenoptera; Braconidae.
AAUUAAAAAUGGAAUUUUUUUGAAGAAAUUUUUUUGUUAAAUAAAAUUGAAAAAUUGUGAAGUGACUGCUCGUGAAUCCCGAACAAACCCGAGGUUAAUUCCCAUGAUGAGACGACUAUUAUUAAUUUAUUUAAUUAAUUGAAAAAAAGUUUUAUUGGUGCCGAAUUAAAGAACAAAUUUUUUAUUUUCUUUGAGGACUUUAUUUGUGGUAUAAUGUUUUUAACCUCAAAUUUAAAUGACAAUUUGAUGAUUAAUAAUUUUCAUAUGUUUAAUCAAUUUAUUUUAAAGAAUUAUUUCUUUGAUUUUCUUGAAUUUUUAACAAAAUAAAACAAUUUAUAAAUAUGACUGACCAAGCAGACGGUGAAAUAGUUGCAGCACAACGAGCACUCCAGAUAGCUUUUCAGACAAUGCAGGAACGCUGUCAUCAGCUAGAAAAUCGGCUUGCUGCUGUCGAAGAGGAAAAUAUUAAAUUAAGGAUUGAAAAAGGCAAAGAAGUGUCUUACGAGCUGGUUAUUCCUAAUGACGAUCCAUUAACUGUCCAACAACUCCAGGAAAAAAUAGAAGAAUUAACGAAACAAAAAUCACAAUUGACGCAUCAUGUCCUGAUGGUGGCUGGUGAGAACCGGCAGCUCUGGAAUAGACUUACCAGGUUAACAAGAACUAACAAGAGUCUAGGAAACAAGUUGAUAAAAAUAUCCGAUACAUUGAAGCAGAACCAGGCCAGUCAACCGAAUAAUGAGGUUUGCAGUAUUAAAGACGAAACUUUCAAUGUUCCGAAGAGUUACGAUGAAGCUAACUCGGAAGAUGAAAAUAAAGAUGUUAGUCUUGAGGAAAUUUCUUUGAGAUUGAUCAAUAGUAUUAUGUUGGAAAAAUCUGAGCUUGAACAACAGUACACUGAAAUGCUGGCAUUACAAAAUGGAGAUGAUAUUAAAUUGAGAAAUGUUGGAUUUGCAUAUCCGGAUGAUAAUAACGAUUCAUUGCAACAACUUAAACAAUAUGAGAAUAAAUUAUUUCAGACGAAGAAUAAUUUAGUACAGCAGCAAUUAAAAUUGAAGAAAGUAUUACAUAAUUUGUGUAAAUUAAAAAAAGUAAGCAAAAAAGUAUGUCAAACUGGUACCCAGUUUGAUUCUGACGACAGCCUACGUGAGCACGGAUCAACACAAACAAGUCUUCCACCAGAAGCUUUACACCCGGACAAACCCGACCAAGAAACAGCCAAAAAUUCACCAGUAUCAGGAAAAAUUUGUCCCAUGUGUGGAUCAUACUUCGAGCCAAAAACUUCGUUCAACAUUUUUCACGAACAUGUUCUCAGCCAUUUUUCAUCAGACCUAUCAACAGAAGGUGAAUUGUUAUCACCCUAAUCAGUACCUUGAACUCAUGCUAAAUAAAUAAAAGAACAAAAUAAUUCAAACGAUGAAUUAAAA